Mytilus californianus (California mussel) is the source of this 10983-nucleotide messenger RNA. RefSeq lists its product as uncharacterized. Bases 124 to 10569 code for a protein of 3481 amino acids. The record is from RefSeq and is a predicted model, not a curated record. The transcript has 53 exons. Lineage: Eukaryota; Metazoa; Mollusca; Bivalvia; Mytilida; Mytilidae.
CGCUCAAACUUUAUAAAGAAAUAAAAUAAUUAUUAAUACAUAAAACCUCUCAGAUGCAUUCAGUACAUUUCCGAUCGUCGGAUUACAAAUGUAGAUCAGUGAUUGAAAAAAAAUAUUUCCAUAAUGAAGACGACAAUAACCUAUCUUUUGUGUGGAUUAUUACUGACGACUGCAUCUAAGUUUUGUGAUCCUAACGGAUCAUGUUAUCAACAAGAGUCAUAUACAGUGUCUGAGAAAUACAAGGCUAGAUGUGGUAAAGUGUGGAAAUGGUGGCGCUGCACUAAAUACAAGGACGUUACUAAAUAUAAACAAGUCUGUUGUGCAAGAUACCAACAGUCCUCGUGCAGAGCUUUAUGCAGUGAUGGACAAUUGACUAACUGGAAUGGUGCAUGCAAUAAAUACUAUUCAAAUGAUAGCGUCACACACAGAGACUUUAAAGUAGAAAGAAACAGUGGUGGUACCUGCAUGAAACCCAACAAGUGUGAUUGUUGCAAUAAAGGAUUUUAUGCAGAUAAUAAUGGUUACUGUAAAAUAUGUCCAUAUAUACCAAAUUGCGCAUAUAGAGAUUGUAAUCCGCUCGAUGGCUCUGAAAAUAAAUGUUUAUAUUGCAACUAUGAGAAUGCACACCAGCGCUACGAAAGAGCAUAUAAAUACAACGCUGCCAGCAAUGCAUGUCAAAAAACUUGUUCCUGGAGAUCUGACAGUACCAGAUGCUUUCCAGGAUAUUGUUCGGACGAGUACUUUUAUACAUGUACUUGCACUGAGGGCUUUGACAGUCCAGAAGAACAUUGUAGUCGAAUAACAACAGAAAUUAACAUAAUAGACGCAGAAGUUCGUUUAAUUGAUAAAUAUGAAACUACAGUUGUCUCUCCAGACAAUGUGACUUCUCCCAGAUUAGUACCAAAGAAAUGGACUAAUAACCAGUUACUUGAUACGCUAAAAUUUUCCCUAGGAGCAAUCUAUAAAAUCACUGCAACUAUACCCAAGUUUGGAAAACAUGUUGAAGUCGGAAAAACCGAAAACCUUUCACAUUUUGUAUCCGACUUUGAUUAUGGUAUUAUAUUUGGAACAAUGAAUGCACUAUUGAUAAGAGAAAAUGAAAACAUGGAAUCAGUUUUUACAAAUAAAAACUGUAACAGUAGCUGUCAUCGAGAUGCACCUUGUCCUGUCAAUUCAUUGUACCGCUGUGAAAGUGGUGAUGUAUCAAUAGCAGAGUUCCAUCCCUUUAAGCAUAAUGACCGGCUCAAUGUAUCUGUUUUACUUGAAAAUGGAGGAUAUUUGGAUUAUGAAAACAGAGAUGAUAGACAAACAUACAAUGUAGUAGAAAAAUGGCCUGAACCAAGCAGAGUUUAUUUGAAAGGAAAACAGACAACAGAAUCCUACAUAUUUCACUGGGACAUAGUGCUUCCUUACUAUGAUUGUUCUAAGUCUCAUUGUCCUACACUGCCUGUUUAUGUACCUGAUACAUCCACUUCUAAUGUUGUCAAUAUCCACUGGAAUAUUUGGUCAGAUGAUCUGUCUGGAAUUGAUUACUUCAAUAUUGAAGUAUAUGAAAUGCAUUCAGUAGGAAAUGGGACGACAGAUAAUGAAAUCGAAGAAAAACAUGAUAUUAUUGUAGAGCAAACUCACAUAAGAGAUCUAUCCAGUACAAUACCGGUAGCUGAAACAGGGAUGUAUGCUGUUCAUCUUUCUGCCUUUGAUAGAGCUGGCAAUUCUAAGACUGCUAGAGCUUUUUUUCUUUAUGACACCAACAAAAUAAUAGAUCUAGACAAGGGUCAGAUUAGAGUUAUAAAGGCAGUGCAGUACUUAGGAAAAGACUGGAUCACUUACUCUAACCCAUUUAUUCAUGUUGAAUGGAAAAAAAAGUUCGUUAAGACGGACCACUUCAAUAAUAGCUGGUUGGCAAAAAUUCAUCCUUAUUAUGAUAUUGAAGCAUCAUAUGAUGACCACAGUGGUAAACGAAAUGUGACAAUGGUUCCAAAUGUCAAAGGCAUUGUAAAAUUUGAAAUUGCUCAUAAUGUUUACGGUACAUCACUGAAGUCAUCAUCUCCUUUAACUCAUGUACCUAGUGUGUAUUCGGAAACAGCUACUCAGAAUGUGGAAUGGGACGAUGGGGAUCAACUUGUUGUUAACGUCAGGGCAUUUGAUUUCUUUGACAAUUAUAGAGAUGAGACUGUGACGGCUUACAAAGACUCAACUUCACCAAUAAUAUCUAACCUAUGGUUGACAAAAGGUGAUCGAGUAAACAUCGCUGUUCAUAGCGUAGAAGAGUUAAAAGAAAUGAUGAUUGAAUGGGAUGCUUACGAUUAUCACAGUGGAAUAAGCCAUUUGAAUUGGCGGUUGUAUGAUAACUUCACUGGUUCGGAUUUUAUUCAUGGAGAAAUUGAUUUACCAGGACAAGGAGAAACACAGACUUUGGCAGAAUGUCAGGAUAAAUUCAAAGAUUAUACCAGAGGACCAGUAUGCUACUGUACUAAAUAUACUGGUUGUUACCAUAAACAUUUUUAUGUAAAGCCACAUAUAGCAGUAGAUGACGGCAAUGGAAUAGUCCAUAACAGAUCCAAUGGUGUACAUGAUUCAGAUUAUUUCAUAGAUGUUAAGGUUACAAACAUGGCAACAUUGACUACACUGAAAACUAUCAAGAUAACAAUAGACAUUACCCCGCCAGUAGCCGGACAUGUGCACGACGGGGUCUACGGCAGUCCAGAUGUGGACUAUCAGCAGGACCUGCGGCUUGAUGUUCACUGGGAAGGAUUUUUUGAUCAUGAGAGUGGUGUGGCAUUUUACCAGUAUGAAUUUUCUGAAGUCUGUCUAUUUGGAAAACACUUUCAAAAUAAAUCAUUGACGGACGACACUUAUGACACAUUCGCCAGUUAUAACGCACCGAAACCUGGAACAUACUAUGUGACAGUGGUGGCAUAUAAUAGAGCCUAUGACAUGUCUAAACCAGUUUGUUCGGAUGGGGUUACCAUAAUAACCAUUGUACCAUCAGUUAAAAAUGUUAUUGUAAUGCAUGCUAGAACGAAACCACGUUUAGUUAGAGACGUUGAUGGCAAUGAAUGGUAUAUAGAUAAAACCCUUCAACGACAUAUCUUGGAAAACAAUACAGACUCAUGCAAGUUUUCAGAUCCGCUGACCGAAGACAUUGAAGUUUUCCCAGUCUCCCAAACCCCAGUGAAUGCUCACAAUGUAUGCGAGAAGACCCGUUCGUAUUCAACCUUGGUUACUCGAGUAAUUCCUAGUAUACACAUGUUAAACAUAACAUGGGCACCAGUUGUUGAUGCUUUGCUUAUAGAUGAUUACGAAGUUGGAGUAUCAUCAGUACUGGGAAGCUCUGCACCAGAUAUAAUGACAUUCCAGUCGUCAAGGCGUCAUACACAUAUUUUGAUAAAUCGCUUUGGUGUUCCCGAGGGAAAGUUGUUCUACAUCAUUAUAAAGUCUAUAAGCAAGUCUAAUGUAAUGGGUUCUCAGAGUGUUGGUCCGUUCAUACAGGACACAACAUCUCCUCAGUUCGUUGGAACAGAUAUUGGUUUGUCUCUCUCUGGAAAUUACCUCGUUGCAAAUUGGUCUGUGGCCAGUUUUGAAGAUAGUGAUAACCCAUUUGCGUUGGACUACGAAUAUGCUAUAGGUCACACACCGUAUUCUACAGACAUACAACAAUAUUCCAUAGUAGAAGAAACUGGGCCAUGCGUCCAUUCAUCAAAAUACAUGUGCACUGCAACUUAUAUAUUGUCUUUAGACUGGAAAUUACAUGGUCAUCAUGAAUAUUACGUGACAGUAAAGGCUACAAAUCUUGCCGGCCAAUACGUCACCAAGUCAUCUGUACCUUAUAUUCAUGAUUUAUUGUUGCCUAUCCGAGGUCUGGUUAUUGAUGUUCCAGGAAAUUCGUCAACUUUUACUCCAGUUAAGGACAUUGUAGACAUUGACUAUACAACCAUUACAGAUCAUCUAGUUGUUCGUUGGACGAAAUUUUAUCAUCCACAUUUGAAUUUAACAUACUAUGCCUGUGCAGGAACCGCUUCAGGCAGAUGUGAUGUUGAUGAAAAGAGGAAAAUAACCGGCAAUAUUAAUAUUUACCUAUUUUCUGGACUCUCUCUGACACCAUUUAAACGAUACUACAGUACGGUUUUUGCUGAAACAUCGACAGGAUCAGUAUUUCUAUCCUCAGAUGGUAUUACUGUUGUAGAUUCCAAUUGGUCAUUGCCAGAUCUGAAACUCAUGGAUGGAGAAAACUGCACAGGCAAGUUUUACCUUUCAUUUUUUAUGCCUUCCGUCCGUCCGUCUCGACCGUCCCGUCUGUCCGGUCUGUCCGUCCCGAACGUCCCCAAAAUUAGUUUCCGUUCUCUAGCUUUAUUUUGCCUCAACCAAAUGUUUAUAAAACUUAUACACAAUACUUAUUACGAUACACGACCAAAUUGUGCUUUAGACAAGGCUUUUCAAGUAUCCACUACUACUUUGAGCACAUAUUUUCAAAUUCCAUUUGAUUAUAUACCAUUUGUAACACAUGCGUUUUGGAGUAUAGAUGAACGGCAUAGAUUUGGUGAUUUUUGGAACACAUUCAAUGAUAUGGACUUCCAAUAUUUUUCCAUUCAACAAAACAAUAAUUUGACCGUAAGAAGUCUUACUCUUGAGCCUGGACGAACGUACCGACUGUCAGUAAAGUUUUGUGCAGGCGAUGUUUGUUUUCCUACUCUAACGACUAGUGGUGUCACAAUCAUACCACAUAAGCCUGUUGCCGGGCCUAUAAUGAUUGAAUACACAUAUCAUAUUAACAAUACAGAUAAGAUAAAAGUUGUGUUUGCAAAUAUGUAUGAUCCCGACAUUUUGGAAGAAGAUGAAGCAAGACGAGUGGUAUCACAUUACGAAUACAGCGUACAGGAUAGUUCAUAUGGAAUAUAUCAUUCUUGGUUGAAAGCAGAUACUAUAACCGCAGUAAACAGCUCUUUUUCACACUUUACAAUCUAUUUAUUGGGUCAAAUGGAUUUUUCAAAAUGUCGUAUUAUUGCCUUACGUGGAUAUAAUAGAGCAGGUGUGUGGCAGACAGCAUUUUCUGAUAUUAAACAAUGCCAAGUACAAGCUGAAAAUCAAAUUAUUGUCCCAAAAAUAGUCGUAGAUGCUACUGGAGAGCAGCAAUUAAAUGGAGAUGAAUCAAUAAGAGAUGGAUAUGGCAAAGAAAUAUAUCUUGAAGAAAAUGACAGAUGGAAUAUUGAAGACGUGGAUUACACUCCGUAUAAAAACAUUUUAAGUGGUGUGUGGCACUCACUUCGACAUAAAGACUUCACUUGGGCAGUGAUAGAAGUAAAAACAUUAGAUGCCGUAACAUACUACAAGGAUUUCAACAGUAUUCAUAUUUCAGAUCCAUGUUCACAUCCUGAUGUUGUUACAUGUGGACAUACUGAGAAUGCUUUUAUAAACGUUUUAUUUAAUGACGACAAUCCUCUAGAACACGGUAAACGUUACACUAUAUGCAUUCACGCUCCAUCAAAACCCAUUCAUCAUGAGAAGUGGACAGAACUACUGGAGGAAAUUAAUGUUUGCAGUGAUGGUAUCACUGUUGAUCUUACAUCUCCUAUAACAGGAAAAGUUUGGAUUGGACCAGUUACAGAAAUUCAGUACAAGUUUCAGACCACAACCUCUGAUAUUUUUGUAAAUUGGGAAUCGUUUUUGGAUGUUGAAGAAUAUGGUACAGCAAGUCACAGUACUGGAAUACGCCAAUACCAAGUUGCUAUUGGAUCUGUGGAAGGCGGGUCAGAUAUAGUUGAAUUCACAAAUGUUGGUAUUGUGAACCAUGUAACAUUUCACAAUCUUAACUUACAGAACGGACAUGAUUAUUUUGCAUCUGUUAAAGGAAUUGAUUUUUCUGGAAGAAGUUCUACAGCACACUCUGCUUCCGUAAGAGUAGAUACCACUCCACCACAUCUUACAUCAAGACCUAUUCUAAUUGAUGGCAGACAUAUUAGAAAUUUUAGUGAAAUUAACGCAUGCUGGAAAGAUGUGUUUUACGACUUAGAAAGUGGAAUUAGACAAUAUCUAUUAGAAGUAGGCUCCAAACCAAACUUUGGAGAUAUUGUACAAACAAUUGAGACAACUGAAGACUGUGGAGUUUCUAUUCAGUAUUUGGAUAUUAAAGCACACCAAGGACAUCCAUACUUUAUUACAGUUAAGGCAGUCAAUAAAGCAAAUUUAGUAACAAGUGCAUCCUCAUGGGGUUACAUUUAUGAUAAAACUCCACCAGAAGUUGGACAAGUGUUUGAUGGAUUUUUGCAUGAUAUUAGGCUUACAAAGAAGGAUAUAGACUUUCAAACCAACUCAGCAAAGCUUGGUGCUCAUUGGGAAAAAUUCUAUGACCCACAUACAACAAUAAAGACUUACAAAAUCGCUAUUGGAACUUGUGCUGGGUGUGAUGAUGUGUUACAAACACAUGAUAUUGGAUUGAUACAUGAGUUUGUUUUGAAAGGAAUAAAUAUUGCUGUCGGUAGGCGAUAUUACACUACAGUCACUGCAUGUAAUACAGCUGACCUUUGUUCUUCGGUUACUUCUGAUGGAGUCAUUAUUGACAACAGUCCUCCAAAUAUAGGAAAAAUAAAGGAUGGAGCAGAUUAUAUCGACAUAAAUUAUCAACCUUCAAGAUCAUAUGUGGCUGCAACUUGGCAUGGUUUUAACGAUCCGCAAUCGGGUUUAGAUAAAUACUCCAUUAGAGUGGGAACAUCAAUUGGAGGAAACGAUAUUAUAUCACAGACUGAAUUGCCGUUGACGGAUAUAGUUGUGUUUCCAAAUAUAACUGAUCCAAUUCCAACUAACACCAGAAUCUACGUCACUGUUCAUGCAUACAACAAAGCAGGUCUUUACUCUGAAGCAACAUCAAAUGGUUUCUUGGUUGAUGAUUCCUCUCCAAUUUUCAGUAGCAAGCCUAAAUUGUUUCAGCAGCUUGGAUCAAGAAGGGAAAACUCAAUUAUUUAUAGGAGUUGCAUGAAAGUCUCGUGGGAAGUUAGUGACAAGGAGUCCUUCAUUGAGAGACAGUAUAUAUCAGUAAAUUCACACAAGGGUGGUGAAAUUAAUUCAACUUCUACAGAGCUUAAUGGAAUUGUACGUGAUUUUACUUAUACAAGACUGAAUCUACACGAUGGGGGUGAAUACUUUGUUACUGUUAUUGCAUGUAACGGAGCGAAAGUCUGUGUAACAGAGACAUCUGGUGGAAUUUUCGUCGACAAUUCACCUCCAAUUACAGGAACGUUUGCUAUUGAAACGGACCAUGCUGCUAAAUUGAAUCGCCAUGUUGAUGGUUGGUGGAUGAAAUGGUCAACAUUCAAAUUAUGGUUGUCAUGGAUAGGUUUUUCUGAUCUUCAUUCUGGUAUAGACUACUAUAUGGUAUCAGUUGGUAGUAGAUAUAUGCUUGAUGAUCUUAAUAGUGAUAAUAAACCAGAGAUAUUUCAACACGAUGGUGAUGGUAUAGACAAGGGAGACGAGGGUAAAGUGCAGACUUUUGAAGUAGAUACAACAAAAUUAACUGACUAUGAUUAUGUGUUUAUCAGUGUUUGGGCAUUUAAUAAAGUUGGACUUCAAAGUGACAUGAUUCAUAACCAAUUCCGUUUGAUUCCUGGUGGUUCACUUGAGUUGAUAAGACGAUGUUCUUCUAAUACAUGCCUAGGACACUGUGUAUGUGCACCAAAAGAUCAAAGAUGUCCAAUUGAAGAAUCGCCUUGUGUAGACAGUACACAUAAUAACACAAACACCUUAAUUGCUAUAUAUGAUCUGACUGAUUUACGACAAGGAGAAUUAGAGGAUGUUAACUUCACGCCAUCACAUGACGCACUAGCAGCUAGAUGGAGAAUAGUUCAAAUUCAGGGUUUAUUACCACAAUGGUAUGAAUGGAGCGUAGGAGUAACAGACUCUAAUGAACCAGAAGGGAUAAUUGACGGCUCUGUGGAGAAUAUUUGGCAUCCUUGUGGUCAGAUAGAUUAUGUUAUCUACACUUUGCCUAGAGGAAAAGUUCUAAAUGACUUUCAGAGAUACUCAUUCUAUGUAAGAGCAUGGUAUGACAGCAACACUUUUGCUGACUUUAAAUCUGAUGGUGUUACAGUUAUGUCAAAACCGUUGACGACAACGAGCUUUGUUGGUGCAGGGGUAAUGGAACAUUUACCUGGCCACUGGAAGAAAGAUGUUGAUUAUAUGCUACGAGGCGGGCUAUUUUCUGUUUCAUGGCAUGAAGCAUUUAUAAAGGCUAGCACUGUUAUAGAGAAAUUUCAUGUUUAUUUGAGUACCUACCCGGGAGGUCAUGACAUACACAAAGUUGAAAUAGACAUUCCAGGAUCAGUAUCAACGGUUAAUAUUAGCCGAGUCCCCCUAUUACCCGGUGUUUGGUAUUAUUCUAAUGUAGUUGGUUACAGUUAUGCUGGACAGCACGUGACACUGUCAUCAGAUGGGUUUACUGUAGAUAUAGAUAAACCUUUAAUGGGAGUUGUGCAUGACGGCAUCGGACAUAGGGAAAUUGAUUUUCAAAACAGUUCACAGGUUGUUGGUGCAUCCUGGAGUGGUUUUGUAGAUCACGACUCUGGUAUUCAGAAGUAUUACUGGUGCGUUCAAUUUGAAAUUACAAAAACGGAAUGUGAUGUGCUACCUUUUCAAAAUGUUGGUAUUCAAAGAUCAGUAUCCAAAUCUAUCAACUCGUCUAUGAUACACUCAGGGGCUAAGGUAGUCAGUAAAGUAUAUGCAGUUGAUUUUGUUGGCCAUUUAUCGGACAUUGCAACAUCGGACGGUAUUACAAUUGAUGAAACCCCACCAAAACCGAUAAAGCUGAUUUUCACUGAAAACAGUAUGAUAAAGAACCCAUCAUUUGAAGACGGGGACAAUGAUUUUGUAGACAUUUCAAACAUUACUACAGCUUAUAUUUGUGGAUAUACAAAACCAUAUUACUGGAAUUCUUCCGAUAAGGAUUGUAUUUGCGUCAUGGGUUCUUCAAAAUCUAUUGCUAUGGAUGGUCGAUCAUUUUUAUUUCUCAGGGGAAGUGUAUUGCAGACAUUAUAUAACUUAGAAACAGGCAAAUCUUAUAGUAUCAAAUUCUUUAUUGCUCAUGUCCCCUUUGAAGAUUCAGUGCUUUCUACAAAAGAAGGUUAUAUUGAAUUUGGAAGUGAAAGACAUGUGUUUCUUGUGUACAAAAAACAAGACAAACAUGGUUCUGACAUUGAAAUAUCCUGGCAUUCUCAUACAUUUUUCUUUACCGCAAAGAAUACAAAUGUUAAUAUUUCAUUUGGAAGCAUGGACGACACAACAGGCAUUUUACUCGAUAACAUUCAAAUUUCUAAGGCUGAAGUAUUUGAUGUUGAUACGGACUCUUAUCCAGUUUUAUCUCACGCAACUUGGCUACACGAAUGGUCAUCAAUACACGCCUCAUGGCAAUUUGUUGAUGAGGAAAGUCCUAUUGUAGAAUAUCUCUGGGCUAUUGGUUACAAAGAAGGAAGCACAGAAAUACAGAGAUAUAAAAGUGUUGGACUAAACACAUUCGCUUACAAUUAUAAUAUUACAUUAGCACAUACGUCUACAAUUCACAUAACAGUUGUUUCCAUCAAUGGUGCUGGGUUGUCUUCAGUAGCCACAGCAGAAGCCCUUUAUAUUGACCUGACACCUCCUGAUAUAGAAUUCAUUUAUGAUGGAAUUGGAUAUGAUAUAGACAGUCAAACAACGGAUGAAAUCAUUGCUAACUGGAGGGUAGAAGAUCUAGAGUCAGGAUUAUCGCACUGUGAAUGGGCAAUUGGUUUUAGUGAAUUUGGUAAUGAGAUCCAACCGUUUGUCCGAAUAUCGGCUGAACUGUCAUCUGUAUCUAAAGUAUUUGACCAUAGUAUGUUGUCAUUAAAGACAGUUCAUGUAACACUACGGUGUCACAAUAAGGCCGGUUUACACAGCAAAAAAUCAUCCGACGGAGUAACAAUAUCAGACAGUCCUCCAUCUAUACAGAAUGCUCAGGUUCAAAUUCUGGACCAACCAAUUACGGAAUACAAAAGUAAACCAAACUUCCAUGGAAACACCUCUACUGUGCGGUUGAAGUUGAUGGGUUUUGAGGAUAAGUCAGGCUUAGAUUCAUUUCUUGUUGAAUUUGAAAACCAAGACAAGACGGUUUCUUUAUCAAAGACAAUCCUUUAUGACCACGAUGGUGUAAUGUACUGUAGUAUGACUGGUUUAGAACUGCACGAUGGUCAGUAUGUAGCCAGAGUAUCAGCAAUAAAUACUGCAUUCCUAUCCAGUCAACCUGUAUCAACAAAUAUUUCUGUGUCAACAAUAGUUCCGAAAGUAUCAGAAACAAAGUCCAUCACAAUGUCUAAAAAGAACAGAACUUUAACCAUAAGCUGGGAUACGUAUUUUACCUCUGCAUUUACCUUGUACUAUGAAGUGUCUGUAGGGACAGCUUUAAAUGGAGCCGAUAUUGUUCAGUGGCAGGAGACGACAAACGAAUUUCUUGUGAUGCAUAUCCCACUUCGGGUUAAAUUCUACAGUGGAAUGAAUAUCUAUAUUACAAUAACAGCUUUUGGAUUACAUGGGCAACAUACGACACAAAAUGUUGCUCUGACUAUGUAAUAAAGUGAUUUGUUCUAUCUAAAGUGCGUUGGCACACAAUUGCAGAAAAUCUUGUAGAUAGUCGUUUGCAAAAAGCAUCUUCCCUAAUAGUUUUGUGUGUUGCAAUGGUAUUUUCUAUAACAUAUAUUUAUUAUUUAGCUUAUGUUAUUAUUCAUUCCUUGUUCAUACAAAAGAAUCUUACAUUGACAGAUCUGCUUUCACUCUACUCCUAACUUAAAUAAGACUGAAAUAUUUAUAUAUCAUACAAAUGCACCCCUCCGACUUGUAAUGCGCCGUUUUUUUGUUUGUUUUGUUAGAUCAUUCAAAAUAGGACUUAAAUCCAAAAAAAAACAGUUACUUUUAUCUUCGUACAGUGUAUUUAUUGUAUUACCUACAUUCUCACAUCUAAAUAAAUCCCAAUGUUAAAACUCCUCA